Theileria parva strain Muguga is the source of this 549-nucleotide messenger RNA. RefSeq names its product putative integral membrane protein. NCBI's taxonomy places the organism in Eukaryota, Apicomplexa, Aconoidasida, Piroplasmida, Theileriidae. The record is from RefSeq and is a predicted model, not a curated record. The transcript has a single exon. Bases 87 to 518 code for a protein of 143 amino acids.
UUUUUUCCAAAAUACGUACAAAUUCAUACCAUUAUUUAUCAUUACAAUAUAUAUUAUAAUAUAUAAAAUUGGUGUAUAAUGUGGAGAUGAGGGUGUUGAAUGUGUAUAAUGUGGUUGGUUUUUUGAUAUGUUUAUUUUACGGUUUAAAAACAACGCCGUAUCACAUUUUUUACAUAUAUUCCAAGGUGUUGUUGGUCCUUAACCUUUACAGAUACAUUCCCUUCUUCUGGGAUGUUAUUUUUUACACUUCUCUCUUCCUAUCAUUCCACUCUCUACUGGAUUCCAUCCAACAAUUUAACGGAAUUACCACGGCGUUUCGCGUUAUUUUCACUAAUCAACUGAAGAAUAAACGAAAUAGAAUGUUAAUGGAGCAGAUUUUGAGCUCACUGUUUUGCCUAGUUUGCUGGUCGUUUAUUAAGUUUUACAGGUCAGAACGGGAUAAGUCACAUGAACUCAUACUAAGAAGACAGGAAACUACCGAAUAUCAACUACUACACAAUACUUGCCUUAAAAUUUGAUACUCAACAUAAUUUGUAUACUCAUUACAAA